Molecule: messenger RNA, 906 nt
Organism: Microplitis demolitor
Lineage: Eukaryota; Metazoa; Arthropoda; Insecta; Hymenoptera; Braconidae
Product: odorant receptor 67a-like
Exons: 5
Biological process (GO): sensory perception of smell; detection of chemical stimulus involved in sensory perception of smell
Cellular component (GO): plasma membrane
Molecular function (GO): olfactory receptor activity; odorant binding
Source: RefSeq, a predicted model, not a curated record
AUGAAAGCAGUUUGCAUCCAAGUUAAGCGUAAGGACGUAAAUGAAUUGCAUGAAACCCUUGAUUCAUAUUAUGAUGAUUUAAUAAGGAAACCAAAAUUAUCAAAUAUCGUUUCUGAAGGAAUAACAACUUUUCGACGAUUGCCGAUAUUGAUAACGGGAUUUGUGACACUUACGUGCAUUUCCUACGCAAUAGUUCCAAUUUUGUCAAUAAUAAACCAAUGGAGACAUGACAUCCACCCAAUUAAAUAUAAUCUUAUUUUUCCAACUGCAUAUCCUUGGUACCCUUCACCCCAUACAUUUAUUUACAAUUUUCACUUCGUCAAUGAAUACUUAACAACAUUUAGCAUUAUUUUCAUAACUGGUAGUUUCGAUAGUCUUUUUAUUUAUCACAUUUUUCAAAUAAUUGGCAUUCUCCGUGAAAUCGCACAUGAUAUAUCGCUUAUUGAUCAAGACACGAAUUCAGAAAUAAUUGUACGACAAUGUGUUAUCAAGUACGAAAUAUUGUUGGAGUGUCGCCAUAAAAUGGAAAAAAUUUAUGGACCAAUAAUACUAUGGACUAUGAAGACAAAUGCGAUUAUACUUUGCGCAGUUAUCUUCCAACUUUCUCAUGCAAAGACUAUACCUAUUAUGGUAGCAAUGAUAUGUGCAGGGCAUGCAGGAUUAAAACUAACACAAGUUUAUCUUUACGCUUGGUCAGGAACACGGUUAACUACUGAGAGUGAUAAAUUAAGAGACGCAAUAUAUAAUGCUAAUUGGAUUGGAAACAAGCAGUUAAUAAAUUCGUUAAUUAUUAUGCUUAUUCAAAAACCACUCGUUAUGAGAGCCUACCACUUCACGACUGUGUCAAUUGAUAUGUUUUCAGCGGUUAUUAAUACAACAAUAUCUUACUAUUUAUUAUUAAAAACA